Molecule: messenger RNA, 645 nt
Organism: Opisthorchis viverrini
Lineage: Eukaryota; Metazoa; Platyhelminthes; Trematoda; Opisthorchiida; Opisthorchiidae
Exons: 3
Biological process (GO): stabilization of membrane potential; potassium ion transmembrane transport
Cellular component (GO): membrane
Molecular function (GO): potassium ion leak channel activity
Source: RefSeq, a predicted model, not a curated record
UUAAUUAACACUGGUCUGGGUGACAGCGGUGGGGCCAGACUUGGCCCGAUGAAGCUUGGCACCCUUUAUCUGAGGAUUUGCGCCAAGACAAAGUUGACAAAUGCUCCGUGUUCUGACACCGAUUUGUAUAUCCAGAGUUACGGUCACGUGACUCCGCACACCGUGGCAGGCCAGAUCAUGACCAUACUCUAUGCAGUGGUUGGCAUCCCGCUCUUUUUCUGCUAUCUCACAACAAGUGGCAACUACUUGGCAAGCCUUUUCCGUGGGUGCUACGUUCGAGUGUGCCGACCAGCCUGUCAUUCAAUGGGCAAAGGCUGCAGUCGUUCAAACGGGACUAUCAAACCCUCAAGGAAGCAGUCUCAUAUUAAGUCAGGAAGCCAGAUAGUUUUGACUGAAAGAAAACAAGAGCGGCAUUCGGUAUCCAGUGAACCUAAUAAACGUCGAAUACAUACCAGUGAGACCAAACCCCCAGUGGUUGAAGCCGAAAAGGUGGCGGUCCCAAUCUCACUCACACUAUGCAUGAUGGCUGUGUACAUAGUUGUUGGAGCAACAGUGUUCACAUUUUGGGAGGAAAAGGAUUUCAUAAGUUCAUCCUACUUUUGCUUUGUCACUCUAUCAACCAUUGGAUUCGGGGAUAUCGUUCCA